Molecule: messenger RNA, 2690 nt
Organism: Phyllopteryx taeniolatus (common seadragon)
Lineage: Eukaryota; Metazoa; Chordata; Actinopteri; Syngnathiformes; Syngnathidae
Product: reticulon-4-interacting protein 1 homolog, mitochondrial-like
Exons: 9
Coding region: 483-1730 (415 amino acids)
Cellular component (GO): mitochondrion
Molecular function (GO): oxidoreductase activity; zinc ion binding
Source: RefSeq, a predicted model, not a curated record
UACUCCGCUAAAGCAUCUACGUGGUUGCUUUUUCUCUAAUUAUUUAAUACACUCAAGGAAACCCAGUACAUUGUAUGUUACUCAGCAAUAGUGACGUCAGGUCAAACUCGCAACCUCCAUUGGUCAAAAUAUUAGCACCAAGAAAUGUGAUUCGCUGCUGCUGAGAGGUGAAAGGUUAGCUUGUUGUUAUGUAGCCAUCUAGCUAGAAAAAAAAACACAGUUUAUAGUGUUUGUUUGUUUUAACCACGUCUGCUUUCGCUACAGCCCAAUCUAACAGUAGUACAUGCAAUUAAGUUGUAUCCGGUUAUUUUUGGUGAUUAACAACAUUAGUUAGAGUUUUUUUUUUCUCGCUUGGAAAUGAUGAAGUUAGGUUGCUAGCUCGCGAAGUGACCGGUGUCUUCCAUCUCGCAGGCAUAUGUGUCAAAAACUGACCUUGUUGGCACUGUCAGCUGAAGGACAGUUUUAAGCUUCUAUCCAUAGCAAUGGCAUAUACCAGACUCUUUCACUUAUUCAUGAUCAGAGCUGCACGUUCGACCCAAACGCGAGCCGCUGGAGGUGCACGGUGCUUCCGAAAACAUGUCAGCACUUCAGCUUGGCGAGCACAGAGCCGAAUGUCCGCCUGGGUCGUCGACCAGUUUGGCACUAACGAAGUGUUCAGGUACUCUGAAGACAACCCCGUCCCUACGAUCACCUCGUCCAGCCAAGUGAUGAUCCAAGUGCACGCUGCCAGUCUCAACCCUUUGGAUGUGACCAUGAGAGGAGGGUAUGGAGCUAAGAUGCUGAAGCUACGAAGGGACCCAUUUUCGAUAAUGGAUGAUGAUAGUGGUUUUCCUCUGAUCCUUGGUCGAGAUGUGUCCGGCGUUGUGGUGGACUGUGGCUCUGACGUUGCACACUUUGUACCAGGAGAUGAGGUUUGGGCUGCUGUACCCCCGUGGAAACAGGGCAGUCUGGCAGAGUUUGUCAAUCUUACAGAGUUUGAGGUGUCCCACAAGCCCAAAUGUAUAAGUCACACGGAGGCGGCGUCCAUCCCGUACGUAGCCAGCACUGCGUUAUCUGCGCUUGUCAACGCAGGUGGUCUUUGCAGAGACAGCUCCUCCAAUAAAAGAAUUUUGAUUAUUGGAGGAUCAGGAGGUGUUGGGACAUUUGCUAUUCAGUUGGUAAAGGCCUGGGGUGCCCAUGUUACAGUCACUUGUUCUCAGAACGCAGAGGGCCUUGUCAGAGGGCUCGGAGCCGAAGAGGUUGUGGACUACACUGCGGAAGAUGCGGCCGUCCAACUAGAAAUGAUGGAGAGAUUUGACGUGAUUUUGGACAACGUGGGUGGGGACACCGAAGAGUGGGCGGUGGGCUUAUUAAAACCCUGGUCUGGGGCGAAGUACGUCACGCUGGUAACCCCUUUGCUCUUCCAAACGGAUUCCCUCGGCCUACUGGAUGGACUCGUUCACGCCGGAUCUACCCUGAGCACCAAGGUCAUACAGAAUAUAAUAUCAAAUGGGGUCUUCUACCGCUGGGGGUUCUAUGUCCCAGAUGGGCCUGGCCUGGAUGAGGUCAGCAAGCUGGUGGAUACCGGGAAGAUCUUGCCAGUGGUGGAGGCCCAGUUUUCAUUCAGCCAGGUGCCUCAGGCUUUUCAGAAAUUGGAGCUCGGCCACGCCAGAGGCAAGACGGUCAUCAGCGUGACUGAGGAGCAAGAAAUGGAUCAGAACGCGGCACAGGAAACGGCAAUGCAGAACUAACAGAAGUGCCAAGAGAAUGAAUCUGUGCUGAUUCUUCUCCUUACAAGGUAACUCUGAAGACUCGCACCCAUUGAGACGGGAUAAAAAGUGGGACAAAUCCUGUUGUUCAUAUUGAACCCGACAACCCUUUUUGAAAAUUUUAUCACAAGGCUUUCCUACCACCGUGAUAUUACUCUGGUAACCAAUAGUUGACCUGUGUACCUUUCAGGUUUUUCAUUACAAACAGACUUAAGUAAAUAUCUUGUCUGCUAUUUAUACUGUAACACAAAAACAUGCUCUAUUAAGUUGUUUUUGACCACAUCCGCAAAUAGACGCUGCCAGAUCUGUCUGAGACAAGCAUUUAUUCUAAUAUCACAGUUUUUUUUUUGUUUUUUUUUACCUAUUUUCCUGUAAAUUUAGCGCCACCACUUUUUCUGCAAGAUAAUGAAAAUUUAGCUCACGGACAGACCAGCUGUGAUGCAACAAUAUUAUUAUUAUUAAAUUAAUUAAAUCUCAUUUAAUUAUAUAACCCCUUAAAAGAAUUCAGAUGCAAGAUAUUAUAUCAAUAUAAUACAAUAUCUUAUAACCCAAUUCUCUACUACUGGAUUACACGAGGACUCAGCGUAAAAAGGGCCAUAAUGGUGUGAAUAAUAAUAAAAGAAAAAUGUGGAUCUAUUUUCCAGGAUCUCUGUAAAAGUGGCUUAAGCCUCCAAUCUGCAACUCUUGACAGUCUACACUGCGCAGAAUCUGUCGGGCGCAUAUUUCUGUAUGUCAUGAUCCUUUCACAAGCAUAAUACUUGACAGCAACAUACCUCAAUAGUCACACAAUUGUUGAGGCAACUCCAAUUCUUACUUUAGGGAACUAUAACUAUAUGUGCGGUGGGCUCUAAAUUAUUGUUCAUUAAGUGCAUGCUUAUCAUUGUCCUGUAAAAGGUUUGUUGUGUCAUGUGGGCGUGAACAAUUAAAGAUGAUGCAAGGUGA